This is a messenger RNA of Bactrocera dorsalis (oriental fruit fly), 1212 nucleotides long. RefSeq lists its product as uncharacterized. The record is from RefSeq and is a predicted model, not a curated record. Gene Ontology annotation, molecular function: zinc ion binding; nucleic acid binding. Lineage: Eukaryota; Metazoa; Arthropoda; Insecta; Diptera; Tephritidae. The coding region runs from base 1 to 1212 and encodes 403 amino acids. The transcript has a single exon.
AUGGCACCCAAGAAAAUCGAAUCAGCUGAAGCCAAGAAGAAGCUGGAUUCAUUUAUCCAACAAGUCACCGUACUCGACGAAGCUGCCGUGGAGGUGCGUAUCGAACAAGUGGAAAGGGUGGAAAAAAGGUUUGAUGCUCUCUACGCGCAACUAGAGGACAACGACGCUAAUGAUAUUUUAGCGGAAUUUACCAACCACUAUAUCGAGGUAAAAACCAAGCUGACACGUCAGCGGCACGCUUGCCAAGCUUCCGAAGCUCACAGCUCAACGACGCGGCCGUUUGCUGGCGAUCAAACUUCAAUUAUUGUCUCUCAGCCAAAGCAGAGGUUACCGGUGUUGCAAAUUCCAACGUUCAACGGUAAAUAUUCGAAUUGGCCGGAUUUCUUCUCGAUGUUCAACACCGUUGUACAUCAGGACGUAGAUCUAACAAGAAUUGAGAAAUUCCAGCACCUUCGGUCAAGUCUACGUGAUGCAGCGUUGGACACCAUUCGUUCAUUAGAGAUAAGUGAACAAAAUUAUGAUAAGGCUAUUGAUUUGCUAAGAGCCAGAUUUGAUAAUAAACGAUUGAAUUUCCAGGCUCAUAUCAGAGAUAUUUUUCAGCUCAAGAGGGUAGAGGGUGAUAGGGUUGCCAAACUUCGAGAACUCAGCGACACCGUAAAUGCUCAUUCGCGAGCAUUGCAAACUAUGGGGACAAAGGAACAAAUUGCUGACUGCUUACUCAUUCAACUAGUGUCCCAAAAUUUGGACGUCAAAUCUCGCGCGAAAUGGGAGGAACAAACACCUGUAAGCGAAAUACCUACAUGGAAUUCAAUGGCUAGAUUUUUGGAACAUCGCUGUCAGCAACUGGAAAAUGUAGAGAAUGUCCUUGGACUUCCGGAAAAACAGGUAGGCAAGAAAUUGUCAAAUCAGAUCAGUCGUAAGGUGCUUUUAACGGCAGCUGUAGCUGGAUGCAUAUUGUGCAGUUCUAGCGAACACAGAAUCGCAAGGUGCAAGCAGUUUCUAAGCCUUUCGCCCACCAUGCGCUAUAAAGAAGCAAAACGGUUAAACCUAUGCUUGAAUUGCCUUCGAGUCGGGCAUUCACUUAAAGACUGCAAGUCAGGACACUGUAGACAUUGCACGUCGAAGCAUCACAGUCUGCUCCAUCAAGACACAAAUUCCUUUCCUACAACUUCACAGCCAAUUGCUUCUGAUAAACCGCCGCAGCUAUCAUAA